CGCGGCAGCCAUUCAGAGAGGGUACUGUUCCUCCGAGCGACGGAGUCACAAAACAACCGAGUCCCGCACUGCACGGAUCUUUAUAAUCACUAUGGAUCUCCACCGGAUCAGUUUGUUGAACCAAAUGGAUUACAACCGGGAGUCUAAAGAGGGGAAGGGGGACCCGUCGUCGACCGACGAGCGGCUCGACAGCGGCGUGAAUUCCAUGGAGGAGAAGGAUUUCCAGGCGGUGGCGGAGGAGAUCCAGCGGCUCCAGCUGGAAUCCGAACACCAACAGCGGGCUCCCGCUGCACACGAAGAACCGCUGCACGACUGGCAAACACAGAUCACAGAAGAUGGAGACACGCUGCUCCACAUGGCCAUCAUCCACGAGGCCAAAGACUACAUCAGAAGAAUGAUCGACCUGUCGAAAAACACACAGUUCCUCAACAUACAGAACGACCUGAGACAGACUCCUCUCCACUUAGCAGUUAUAACAAACCAGCCGGAUGUGUGUCACAGCUUACUGGUGUCUGGCUGUGACCCCACGCUGGUGGACAACAGCGGAGACACGCCUCUUCACAUCGCCUGUCGCCACGGUAACCUGUACUGCUUCAGUGUCAUCACGCAAAACUGCCAAAUGGAACAUCUACACACAGCGAUGGCUGCCUUCAAUUAUAAUGGUCAGAACUGUCUUCAUCUGGCUUCAUUUCAUGGUUUCCUCUCACUGGUGGAGAACAUGGUGGAUCUUGGCGCGGACAUUGAUGCAAAAGAGCAGCACAACGGUCGCGGUGCGCUACAUCUGGCUGUGGACCAACGGAAUCUCUCUCUGGUCAAACUCCUGCUGAAAAAAGGCGCAAACCCCAACCUCCUGACCUUUGGAGGCCACACCCCCUUCUACCUCACCACGGGUUUAGAAGACUGCGACAUCAGGAAAGAACUGUACUCGGUGACCCAUCCAGACCUAAGGGAGCUUACUGACAGCGAAUCGGACCUCAGUGAGGAAGAGGAGGACGACGAGUCGGACAUGGCCUUUUAUAAUGACAUUCAGUGGAAUGGACAUUAGAAGGAAAUGAUAACGUGGAGGUUACAGAGGCAACAAGCUCCGAUGACUGUGGCAAAGUUUGGCACAUGGAUGAAUUCUGCAAUGCCAUGUUGUGAGAAUGACCGUGGGGGUGAUGCGGCUUGAGUGUUCCUGAAACGGGCCGAGCAGGCAGCUCAAAAACAAACGAGACUGGCGACUGCAGGGGAGUAAAGGACACAUUAUAAUAAGAUUUCUGUUUCAAAGGACCACUUUUAUUCUGUGGACACCGAAAGUCGUCAUCAGAAAGAGGAACGGGGAAAAACCAUCCACCCAGAAGGAUGUACCUGCAACAGCUCUGUAUGAUACUGUAAAUGCUGUGUAUACAAAGAUGUAUUUUUUAAUGGAAGCUGUGACUGUGUACAGUUUAGCAGGAUGUAUAUGUCAGACAGCAAACAGUUUCCAGCACACUCCAGUUAAAUUAAAACACUCAUAUUUAACUGUUAAA
This is a messenger RNA of Nematolebias whitei (Rio pearlfish), 1508 nucleotides long. It is a transcript of the gene nfkbiab, whose product is annotated as nuclear factor of kappa light polypeptide gene enhancer in B-cells inhibitor, alpha b. Gene Ontology annotation, molecular function: protein binding. NCBI's taxonomy places the organism in Eukaryota, Metazoa, Chordata, Actinopteri, Cyprinodontiformes, Rivulidae. The record is from RefSeq and is a predicted model, not a curated record. Bases 92 to 1045 code for a protein of 317 amino acids. The transcript is spliced from 6 exons.